Messenger RNA from Nyctereutes procyonoides (raccoon dog), 3200 nucleotides. It is a transcript of the gene SYN1, whose product is annotated as synapsin I. Gene Ontology annotation, molecular function: ATP binding. The transcript is spliced from 13 exons. The record is from RefSeq and is a predicted model, not a curated record. Gene Ontology annotation, biological process: neurotransmitter secretion. Gene Ontology annotation, cellular component: synaptic vesicle; synaptic vesicle membrane. Bases 106 to 2220 code for a protein of 704 amino acids. NCBI's taxonomy places the organism in Eukaryota, Metazoa, Chordata, Mammalia, Carnivora, Canidae.
UCGUGUCGUGCCUGAGAGCGCAGCUGUGCUCCUGGGCCCCGCGCGGUCCGCCCCCGCGGCUCCUGACCAGGCUGCUCCUAGGACCCCCUGCCCCACGCCGCAGCCAUGAACUACCUGCGGCGCCGCCUGUCGGACAGCAACUUCAUGGCCAAUCUGCCAAAUGGGUACAUGACAGACCUGCAGCGCCCGCAGCCACCCCCGCCGCCGCCUGCUGCCCCCAGUCCCGGAGCCACGCCCGGUCCCGCGACUGCCACUGCCGAGAGGGCCUCCGCGUCCGCCCCUGUGGCCUCUCCCGCUGCCCCUAGUCCCGGGUCUUCGGGGGGUGGUGGCUUCUUCUCGUCGCUGUCCAACGCGGUCAAGCAGACCACGGCGGCCGCGGCGGCCACCUUCAGCGAGCAGGUGGGCGGCGGCUCUGGGGGCGCAGGUCGUGGGGGCGCUGCCGCCAGGGUGCUGCUGGUCAUCGACGAGCCCCACACCGACUGGGCAAAAUACUUCAAAGGGAAAAAGAUCCAUGGAGAAAUUGACAUUAAAGUAGAACAGGCUGAAUUCUCGGAUCUCAACCUCGUGGCUCAUGCCAAUGGUGGAUUCUCUGUGGACAUGGAAGUUCUUCGGAAUGGGGUAAAGGUCAUGCGGUCUCUGAAGCCGGACUUUGUGCUGAUCCGCCAGCACGCUUUCAGCAUGGCACGAAACGGAGACUACCGCAGUUUGGUCAUUGGGCUGCAGUAUGCUGGCAUCCCCAGUGUCAACUCUUUGCAUUCUGUCUACAACUUCUGUGACAAGCCCUGGGUGUUCGCCCAGAUGGUUCGACUGCACAAGAAACUGGGGACAGAGGAAUUCCCUCUUAUUGAUCAGACUUUCUACCCCAAUCACAAAGAGAUGCUCAGCAGCACAACGUACCCUGUGGUGGUGAAGAUGGGGCAUGCGCACUCCGGGAUGGGCAAGGUCAAAGUGGACAACCAGCAUGACUUCCAGGACAUCGCGAGUGUCGUGGCACUGACCAAGACAUAUGCCACUGCCGAACCCUUCAUUGAUGCCAAAUACGACGUGCGCGUCCAGAAGAUUGGGCAGAACUACAAAGCCUACAUGAGGACGUCAGUGUCCGGAAACUGGAAGACCAACACCGGCUCUGCAAUGCUCGAGCAGAUUGCCAUGUCGGACAGGUACAAGCUGUGGGUGGAUACAUGCUCAGAGAUUUUCGGGGGACUGGACAUCUGCGCAGUGGAAGCACUGCACGGCAAGGAUGGAAGGGAUCACAUCAUUGAGGUGGUGGGCUCCUCCAUGCCACUCAUCGGGGACCACCAAGACGAAGACAAGCAGCUCAUCGUGGAGCUUGUGGUUAACAAGAUGGCCCAGGCCCUGCCCAGGCAGCAGCAGCGGGAUGCCUCCCCCGGCAGGGGCUCCCACAGCCAGACUCCGUCCCCAGGGGCCCUGCCCUUGGGCCGCCAGACCUCCCAGCAGCCCUCGGGGCCUCCUGCUCAGCAACGACCCCCACCACAGGGUGGCCCUCCACAGCCAGGCCCAGGCCCCCAACGCCAGGGACCCCCGUUGCAGCAGCGCCCGCCCCCACAGGGCCAGCAGCACCUUUCGGGCCUUGGACCCCCAGCUGGCAGUCCCCUGCCCCAGCGCCUACCAAGUCCCACAUCAGCGCCUCAGCAGCCUGUGUCCCAGGCCCAGCCACUGAGCCAGGCUCAAGGCCGCCAAUCCCGGCCGGUGGCAGGAGGACCCGGGGCACCUCCAGCAGCCCGCCCACCUGCCUCCCCAUCUCCCCAGCGCCAGGCAGGCCCCCCGCAGGCUACUCGUCAGACAUCCGUCUCUGGUCAGGCUCCGCCGAAGGCCUCCGGAGCCCCACCGAGUGGUCAGCAGCGCCAGGGCCCACCCCAGAAACCCCCAGGCCCUGCCGGCCCCACACGCCAGGCCAGCCAGGCGGGUCCCAUGCCCCGUACUGGGCCACCCACCACGCAGCAGCCACGGCCCAGCGGCCCAGGCCCUGUCGGACGACCCGCCAAGCCACAGCUGGCCCAGAAACCCAGCCAGGAUGUGCCGUCACCUGCCACUGCCGGGGGACCCCCGCACCCCCAGCUCAACAAAUCCCAGUCUCUGACCAAUGCCUUCAACCUUCCAGAGCCAGCCCCGCCCAGGCCCAGCCUUAGCCAGGACGAGGUGAAAGCUGAGACCAUCCGCAGCCUGAGGAAGUCUUUCGCCAGCCUCUUCUCCGACUGACACCCUACCCCGAGAACCCUUAAUUCCUCCUGGGCAACCCCUCUCUGGGCCCUGAAUCCAUUUCUCACUUUUUGAGUCUCCAAAUCCCUUGAGAAGCCCUCUCCUGGUCCACCAAGAUCCCUCUUCUCAUUCUGCAGAAUGCCCAAGUCCCUGGGGAGACCUCACUUCUGGUCCUAAAUCCAAUUCUCACUUUUGGAAUUCCUGAGUCCUUUUAAAAGCCCACUCCUGGCGACCUCAAAACUUUUCAGUUUUAGAACUUCCAAAUCCCUAAAGACCUCUCUCUAUUCCUGGCUCCCCUCCACUUCGAGAAUGCACUUUCCUCCCCAGAAGCUCCCUAACACCAGGGAACGUGUUCUGGCCCUAACACUGCUGAGUCCCCUCCUAGAGCCCUGAAAUUCUUGGAAAACCAUACUCCUGGUCCCAGAUCUCUCAAGUUCGUCUUGUUCCCCAUCAGAAUUUCCGAAAUCCUUAAGAAACCCCGGCCUUGGCACCCCUUUCCAUGGAUCACUCAUCUCUAGAGAUCCACCUCUUCAGAUGCCACUAUCCAGCCCAAGGAUUUCUCCUAACCGGCCCCAAUCCCAUUCAACACAUUGGGAGGCCCUCCUAGGACUAGGACUCUUCUGUUCCCCAGGGACCCACAUUCCCACUUUCCUGCCUCUGACAGCUAUCUUUAAAUAUGCAAACUCCACCCAUCCUCCCAGACUCCUUUGCACAUGGAGGGCCAGGGGUCCUCUACUUCCCCACCUUUGCCGUGAUGUCUGUGUCUGUGACUGACGUGGCCUCCUCUCGUGCCGUGCUUGGCAUAUGUGGUCUUCGUUCAUCGUGCCGCCUGUGGUGAUGCGUGCAGUGGCGCUGUUUGUGUGGUCCGCAUUCCCCCCCCCCCCACCACUCCUUGCCUGGACUCACUCCCACCCUUCAGCGGCUCUGAACCCCAUGAGAAGAGUCGGGAAGCAAAAUAAACAAGCAAAGGCCCAGCAGAA